This is a messenger RNA of Gregarina niphandrodes, 795 nucleotides long. RefSeq lists its product as hypothetical. Bases 1 to 795 code for a protein of 264 amino acids. The transcript is spliced from 2 exons. NCBI's taxonomy places the organism in Eukaryota, Apicomplexa, Conoidasida, Eugregarinorida, Gregarinidae. The record is from RefSeq and is a predicted model, not a curated record.
AUGGUUUGGUCUAUCGGUAAGCCGCGGUAUGCGCACCUUGUCACAUGGUUGGCCAAGCAGCCCGAAUUUGAAGCCCUGAGUCAGACUCCCCGGCCGAGCCUGCCAGUGGCUAAGCCGGUUGGUAUUACGAACUCGAACGGUGCUCCUUUGAUCGAAAUCGCGGACGUAAGCAGCGGCGGAAAGCUGCUGUACAGACUGGACUUCGCGGCGGAGACCGCAAAGGUUGCUCCGGAGAAGAUCUCGGAGGUUGCUUCGGAUGGUGUUAAGAGAAUUCGGACCCUGCCAAAAGGGGUAGGCAAGGCGCUGGACAACGGAACAGUGACCGUGGUGAUUGACUGGGAAACAGUUGAGGAGGAUGAGAAGGAGGUACAGGAAGGUGUCAGUACCCCGAUACAGGUCUGGGCAGCCAAGCUCGAUGAGGCUCGGGCCGGAUGUGCGUUUAAUUGGAUGCUCUGGAACGAGAUGAAGGCCACCGAUGGGACUGAUACGGACGGCGGCCUCCGUCGUAUGUGGUGCGAAACAUAUUUGGCCAACCUAAGGGCGUCAGAAGAAUCCCUGAAGAUGCUGGCACUCCACAUACGGCAGCAAGAGAAAUUACCCCGCCACAAACGCGAAGAACGACCCGAAGAGUACGAGUACGACCUCGAAAUGCUUUACACACUGGUUGGCAACUUCCGGGACCUGUUCUACGGUGUUAUACCCGUCCGUGAGUGGGCCAAGAUCAGGAAGCAGGACCACAAGCAAUUGGCGAGUCUGGAAAACGCCAUCAGGCCCGCUCUCGCACAACGCCACUAG